Messenger RNA from Haliotis rubra (blacklip abalone), 1453 nucleotides. RefSeq names its product succinate dehydrogenase cytochrome b560 subunit, mitochondrial-like. Gene Ontology annotation, molecular function: electron transfer activity; succinate dehydrogenase activity. Lineage: Eukaryota; Metazoa; Mollusca; Gastropoda; Lepetellida; Haliotidae. Gene Ontology annotation, biological process: tricarboxylic acid cycle; mitochondrial electron transport, succinate to ubiquinone. Gene Ontology annotation, cellular component: membrane. The record is from RefSeq and is a predicted model, not a curated record. Bases 54 to 557 code for a protein of 167 amino acids. The transcript is spliced from 6 exons.
UCGUGUUCAUUUCAGUUUCCUUUGCAGUUUAUUGACUUGCUCCGGCAGACAAGAUGGCGAUGCUUUUGAGAUCUGUGGGCAGGCAGUGUCUGCUGAGGCAGCAUGCAGUCUUUGUCAAUAAAAUUCCAAUGUCCUCAAGUACAGCCUAUGAGGAAAUGAGGAAGUACUGGGACAAAAACAGGCAGCUGAAUCGCCCACUCUCACCUUUCCUUUCUUCGUAUAGGCCUCAUCUCGCCAUGUCUAUGUCUCUGACUCAUCGAGUAACCGGUGUGGGCAUGUCAGUAGUUGUGUCGGGGGUCUCUGUCCUGCUGUUGUGUCUCCCAGAGGGCUACCCCUACUAUCUACAGAUGAUCAAGGACUUGUCCCUGGGCCCGGCUAUCAUCACUGGGAUGAAGUACACACUAGCUCUGCCUGUCACAUACCACUUCCUUAAUGGAAUCAGGCAUUUGGCAUGGGAUGCUGGAUAUGGUUUUGCCCUGAAAAAUCUGUACCAGUCUGGCUACUUUGUAAUGGCCCUCUCCCUGCUCGUAUCCUCAGGAUUUGUUUUUGGAAUGUGAAAUCAACAGUAGGUUUUCAUCUCAAGCAGCUGAGUUGACAAGUCAUCACCGUAACAUCGCUAGCAGCUUCACCAGAUCUCAGCAUUAAGUCAUGCUUGCCUGCAUGAAGACCAACCGAAUACCGCCAGUUUGUUGAAAACAGAUUGUAUGUGUGAUAUGACCUGUGACAGAUCUGUGUGCUGGACAGAACAUGAUGGGCACAUGAAACCACUUGUGAAGUCAGUUUCGUUUAAACAUAAGGUUUUGUCAGGGUUAUUUUACACUGAAAACAUUAAUCAUGGCACAAAAUCUCUGAGUUUACUCAAACAGUGUGAAUUCAGUAGAGACCAACUGUAUGAUGUGUCCAUCAUGCUCGUGUUAAUGUGCAAUUGAUCAGACCUAAGAUGGUAUUGUGCCCUGCAAUCUUCUUUAUCAGUGAAGCUGUGUUUUGCUGUAUUAAUGUAUUGCAUGUUGUGUGUGGUUGAAGGCGAAUGUAUGCAAGGUAAGGCAGGUGAUAGUAUUCGGUAAUUACAUGUACAUGUACACAGUAGUGCAAUGUGCUUGUAUCAUAAAGGUGGGAAAUGGUUUUCACAGCAGCUGUCUACGUUAAGUGAUUUCAAAAGAAAUUUGAUUAAAGAAAUUUGUGGCUAUGUGAAAUUUUCGUUUGUGCCUAUUUGUCUUUUCGAAUAAUGUUCGAGGCUCUUAUGGAAUUCCAUUUUGUGGAAAUGUUGCUUUAUGGUUUCAAAAACAGUGCCAAUCAUGGCCAAAUAUAGAAACACAGAUUGCUUGAACAGAACAGAUAGAAUUCGACUGCGUUGAAUAAAGUUAAUUCACAUGUGUGAGAAACAUAUGUAACAUACGUGCUUACAUUAAAAUAUAUGUUUUGUUAAAUAUUUCCAGUAAAUAUAUAAUGGUUA